AGCCAAUGAGCGCAGCACUUUUCAUUUGACAACAUGUCAGGUUGCUAUCUAGUUAGCUAGCCAGCCUGCAGGAUAAAUUCAUUCACGAUGGAAAGAAAUAAAUAGAUACAGGUUAUUUAACAGCGAUUAAGAAGAUAUGGUGUUGCAACGUGAACGAUUGUCUUGCUUUUAGCUGAGUCGCUUCAGUCAAAAGUCAUCGAAAGCAGCACAAUCAAAAGAGAAGACUGAGAGCGUGCCAUGGCGGCUGGUGUUAGCCUGCUGACUGAUGUUCCCUACUCCUCCUCUGGGGACCUCAACACAGGCAGCAGCAUGAACACAGUCAGUACUCGGGUCCCCACAGCCAAGUACACCAAGGUGGGGGAGACUUUGAGACAUGUGAUCCCAGGUCACAUGCAGUGCUCCAUGGCGUGUGGAGGGAGGGCCUGUAAAUACGAGAACCCGGCCCGCUGGAGUGACAAGGAGCAGGCCGUUAAGGGACUGUACUCCUCAUGGAUAACUGACAACUUGCUGGCGAUGGCAAGGCCUUCUACUGAAAUACUUGAGAAAUACAAUAUCAUUGAGCAGUUUACAAGGUGUGGCCUUCGUACGGUGAUCAACCUGCAGCGUCCCGGGGAACACGCCAGCUGUGGUAACCCUCUGGAACAUGACUCUGGAUUCACCUACAGACCUGAGAUGUUCAUGGAGGCUGGCAUUUAUUUCUAUAACUUUGGCUGGAAGGACUACGGCGUGGCAUCCCUGACUACUAUACUGGACAUGGUAAAGGUGAUGUCGUUCGCCAUCCAGGAGGGAAAGAUGGCCGUGCACUGUCACGCCGGCCUCGGGAGGACAGGUGUGUUACUGGCGUGUUAUCUGGUCUUCACCUCUCGUAUGAGUGCGGACCAGGCCAUCCUGUUUGUCAGAGCCAAGCGGCCCAACUCCAUCCAGACCCGAGGCCAGCUGCUGUGUGUCCGGGAGUUCGCCCAGUUCCUGGUUCCGUUGAGGAACGUGUUCUCCUGCGCAGAACCCCGGGCCAACGCCGUUACGCUGUCCCAGUACCUGACUCGCCAACGCCACCUUCUGCACGGGUACGAGGCGAGGCAGAUGAAGAACGUGCCAAAGAUCGUCCAGCUGGUCUGCAAGGUCCUCCUGGACAUCGCUGCCAAUAGACAGGUGGUGGUGGAGGAGGAGGUGUUGGAGGUCCCAGACCUGACAGCGGAGGUGGAGAAGACAGUGUCCCAGCAGGCCAUUCAGCUGCUGGGGAAGGAGAUGAGAGGGAAGGGCAUCCCUGUGCCUUCAGCCCACCUGGCUGGUCCCCGCCCUGAGACAGCCCUAAGCCAGCCUUGUCCACGCCCUGAGACAGCCCUAACCCAGCCUUGUCCACGCCCUGAGACAGCCCUAACCCAGCCUUGUCCACGCCCUGAGACAGCCCUAACCCAGCCUUGUCCACGCCCUGAGACAGCCCUAACCCACACACUACACAUGGAACGACCUCUCACUCCAAACCUAGCACUACUCCAUGAACCAUCGUUACUCUUAGAGCCCCCUCUCAGCCCCGCCCUGGCCCACGACCCAGUUCUGUCCAAUGACCAGGAGCUGGACCGUCUGUGGCAGCGGCAGAACAGGGUGGCAGCCUCCCUCCUGAAGCCUCUGCAGCCGGGGAAACGCUUGCUGAGCUACAGUGACUCAGCCCUGUAUAAGCUAGAUCCCAGGCGAGACCCAGACCAGGAGCAGAACCAGGUCUGGAACAUCCCUUGCUGCAAUCCUCUGACCCAACACCAUUUAGCCACAGCCUGGGAGCCCCCCGCAUCCCUUAGCCUCCCUCCACAGCACCACCCCUUCUCCAUGGGAGAGCAGACAAGGGACGAGAGGCGAGGAGGACAGGACAGGAGUUCCAAGGAGAGGGAUCACCAAACUCAGAAGAACAUGUCUCCUCUCUUCCAGAGACGGAAGCAGCUCUGUGAGGGCCAGCGAAGUCUGUCCUUUGGGUUUGGGGGUAGUCUGUCUAAACCCUCAGGAGAAGAGCUGUCAGAGGGGAGGCCGUGGAGAGGAGAUAUGCCUGUGAUGAGCCUUACAAGAGGAGAGGAGUCUGUGUGUGGGGUAGACAGGGCUGGAGACAGAGAGGAAAAAGAGAGGGGGAAGGACGGAGAGGACCCUGUCGUCGUCCUGUAUGCUGAUCUGUCCCUGGAAGCCAGACGUCUGCUGGUGGCCAGAGCUCUGGCUUUGGGCCUGAAUGAUGAAGAUCUCCACUACAAGGUCUCAGUGUGGCAGACAGAGCUGAACUCCAGAGAAGGGGCCUGGGAGAGGCUGAGUCUAGAGAGAGACCCUAUGGUGCUGGCUGGACUCAUGUGGUCCUGGCUGGAGCAGCUCAAAGAGCCAAUCAUCUCCUCUCAGGAUGUCCAGGCCCUGGGCCAGAAAAACUACAACUCCCAGCAUGCACUCAACUCUCUGGAGAAGGGCCACAGACUGACCCUGCUCUGCAUCCUGGACUGUGCUGCUCAUCUGCUGGCCUUACCUGACAAGGAGGAAGCUGACUUCCUCAAUCACACCAUCAAGGUCUUCACUAAGAUCUCCUCAGAGAGUGACCAUGUUCUACACCAGACGCUGAUAGCUACCCUGACUCCCGUCCUGCAUCAGCUGAGAGAAAGAGCAGAGGGGGAGAUGGAGUCUACCAACCACUCGUCCUGAUAUUUCCCUCGGACCUCCUCGCUCCUCUCCUUUCCUCUCCCCCCCCCCCUGUUCUUUGCUUCUAGUUUAACCCAGCUCUGUUCUGACUAGCUAACCUCUUUCCUGCCUCUCCUCCCCCUCUUUCUCUCUCCUGGCCUCAUUAGUCCAUUGUUGACAUAAGCAAAAUAGUUUGGGACUGUCAGCAAUCAAGUUUUGAAGAUAUGUAACUUUCAAAAUGCAUCAUAUGGGGAUGAUUUCUGUAUUUGAAAGUUACAUAUCUUGGCAAAAUAGUUUGGGACUAUGUCAACAAUUGACUAAUGAAACAAAUCCCAGAAGAUCGUUUUCCAUUAAGGUCUGUCCUGACGAGCUAACGGACCUUCUGCGCUGCGUUCUCUACUGUUACCAAGCUUUAGAUGUCAUACAACAUCAUCAUUAUUUCAACGUGAUGUGAUUUCAGCAUCAAGCUUGGUUUGUGUUUGUUUUUUAGCUAUUUUUUUUUAGCUAUAGUUUUGUUAGUUUUUUAAUGUAAAACUGCCAUUCUGUGUUAAUGUGCCAGGUGAUGUUUCAGCUACAUGUCUUAGUGUUUCUGACCUACUACUGUAGAUGAUGCUGUGGAAAUGGAUGUUAGACCCAAUAGCACCCUAUUCCCUAUAUAGUGCACUACUAUAGACCCAGAGCCCUAUUCCCUAUAUAGUGCACUACUAUAGACCAGGGCCCUAUAUAGUGCACUACUUUAGACCAGGACCCUAUUCCC
Messenger RNA from Salmo salar (Atlantic salmon), 3397 nucleotides. It is a transcript of the gene ptpdc1a, whose product is annotated as protein tyrosine phosphatase domain containing 1a. Lineage: Eukaryota; Metazoa; Chordata; Actinopteri; Salmoniformes; Salmonidae. Gene Ontology annotation, molecular function: protein tyrosine phosphatase activity. Gene Ontology annotation, biological process: protein dephosphorylation; cilium assembly. The record is from RefSeq and is a predicted model, not a curated record.